UUCUCUCUCUCAAAACCGUUUGCUGUCAAGCCCAAGCGAUUCUCCCUCCUGUCCUCCCUCUUUCUCUCCCUCUCUAUCCUUCUCGCGGAAGAAAUAAAUUAAAGAAAAUAUUUGCAGAUUUGUGGAAAAAAUAAAAGAUUUUUGCUUUUGGGGUGGCUUCCAAGCGUUCGUCGCUAGGAGAACGCGGGAGUCUAGGGUUUUGGGUUUCUCUGACAUCUCUGACACCGGUACUUUUCUCAAUUUUUUUUUUUUUGUAAUUUUGUUUUUUGUAUUUUUUUGGAGUUUCCUUAUAGAGGGAGGAUUAGGGUUUCUGAUUGGAGGGCGUGCAUUGUAUUGGGUUGGCUUAAUAAUUUUUAUCUGAGUUCAAUUUUGAUUACAUUCUUCUUUGGAAUUAUCUGGGGCCUAUUACCCGCGUUCUGUACGCGGGAGCAGAACCCCUUUUGACGGAUCAUGUGAAUGAAGUUGUGGAAUGGAAUCUGAGGUAUUGGGUGCUGAGGAUCCAUUGAAUAAUUGCACUGGGCCGAGCGAGCAGAAGGGCGGUGAGGGAAGGGUUAGAGAUGCUGUGGAGGGGAGAAGUGAUCAUGUCGUGGAUGGGAUAAAGGUUGAUAUAUGGAGCCAAAUAUUGCCUUCACAGGAGGGUGAAAUGCAAUUGGAAUUUUUGGGCAUGGACGGUUUCCUCAGUGAUUGUUCUGAGCUGAAUGACCAGAUGGGUGCAAAGUUGGCUGGGGAUGUUAAAGAUAAAGGUGGUGUUUUAGGCGGGAUAUCGGUUGGUGGGUUUGAGCAAGGAUCGCCUUCACAGGGUUGUGAAACGCCCUUGGAAUUAUUACUUACAGGUGGUUCGCUGAGUGAUUGUGCUGAACAUAAUGAGUGCAAGGCUGACAUGAGUGUGAAUGGUUCUUGUGGGGAGGUCAGGGAGGUUGUGGAAGAGAAAAUUGACGGUUUAGGUGGGAUAAAUGAGCAACUAUUGCCUUCACAGGGUUGUGAAAUGCCAAUGGAAUUACUAGUUUCAGGUGGUUCACUGGGUAAUUGUGGUGAAGAUAGUGAAAACAAGGUUUAUCUUUCUGUUAAUGGUUCAUGUGUGGAAGAGGUCAAAGAGGUUGUGGAAGAGAAAAAUGAAGUUUUAGGUGGGAUAAAUGAGCAAAUGUUGCCUUCACAGGAUUGUGAGAUGCCCUUGGAGUUACUAGUUACAGGUGGGUUGCUAUGCAGUUGCAAUGCAGAUAAUGAGUGCAAGGCUGAUAUGAGCAUUGAAGGUUCUUAUGGGGAGGAGGCUAGGGAGGUUGUCAAAGAGAAAAGUGAGAUUUUUGAUGGAACAGAUGAGCAAACACUGCCUUCACAAGGUUGUGAAAUGCUUACAGGUGGUUCUUUGAGUAGUUGUGGCAAAGAUAAUGAGUGCAAGGUUAAUACGAGCAUUAAUGAUUCUUGUUGGGAGGUUGUGGAAGGGAAAAAUGAUGCUUUAGGUGGAAUAAAUGAGCCAAUAUUGCCUUCACAGAGGGUUGAAACUCCCUUGGAAUCUUUAGUUGCAGGUGGUUCACUGAGUACUUGUGUCAAAAAUAACGAGUACAAGGUUGAGACGAGUAUCAAUGGUUCUUCUGGAAAGGAUGUUCAGGAGGCUGUGGAAGAGAGAAGUGAUAUUUUAGAUGGGAUAGAUGAGCAGAUCUUGCCUUCACAGGGUUGUGAAAUGCCCUUGGAGUCAUUAAUUAAGGGUUCACUAAGUAAUUGUGCCAAAGAUGACGAGUGCAAGGUUAAUUUGAGUAUUAAUGCCUCUUGUUGCAAACAGAUUAGGGAGGUUGUAGAAGAGAAAAGUGACAUCUUACAUUUGAUAAAUGAGCAAAUAUUGCCAUCUCAGGGCUGUGGAAGGCCAUUGGAAUCACCAAGUAAUUUUGCAGAACAGAAUAAGCAUAAGGAUUCUGGGGUUGCUGGUGGUCCCUCUGAGUUUGUGGAUGAUAUUUUAGCUGGAUCACAGAACAACAAGAUCAGACAAAUUUUGCCCUCACAGGAUUGUAAAAUUCCCUUGGAGCAUUUAUCUGUGGCUAGUUCACCUACUGAUUGUGCUGAAGGGAAUGUGCAGAAGGUUACUGCAGGAUUCGAUGGUUCCUCUGCAGAGACAGUGACUGAGGUUGUGGAAGAGAAAAGUGAUAUUUUUCUGGGAAUGAAGGGUGAAAUGUGCAGUCAAAUAUCACCUAUUGAAGAAAAUAUGUAUGAUUUAAGAGAAAGAUCAUCCAGCAUGGCACCUGAUUAUACUCUUGAAAAAUCAGACUCCCCGCCACCUUGUUGCUACUCUGGUGUUGUGGAUAAUGGUUCCUCUGAGAUUUUUGCUGAGCCAGGUUAUUCAGGAGCUGAUGUUCUUAUUGAUGCUUUUAAUUCUACUGAUGCUGAUUCUUCUGGAAAUAUAGGUGGUGAAGAAAAAGUUGAUGUUAGAUGGGAUUGUGUUUCAGAAACCAAAUGUCCAGAAAUUAUAUGUUUGCCUCCUCGGAGGAGUGCCCGUGCAAGAAAAUCGAGCCAGAAGACGCAGACAGCAAAUGUUGCAAGGAAAGGCUGGAAAACUGCCAACAAGAAGUCACACUCUCAUGGAAUAUUUGAAAUUUUCUUGAAGGUUGUCAGAAAGAAGCGAAGCAGUUUCUGCAAACCGGCUCGUGCUUCUAUUUGGGGAUCAUUGGAGAAUAUUACUCAAGUUUUUUAUCAUAAUAGUGACCUUGAUUGUGGUCGGGUUCAGAAUCAAGGAUCACGAAAAACAAAGGGUGGCCGAGGAUGUGGGAAGCGGAAUAAGGGUAGGGCAGUUGGAAACUCACAAGGGUCAAAGGUAAAAGGUCGUGCAUCAACUAGUCAUAUUCGUUUGAAGGUUAAAAUGGGCAAAAGGGUAAGUCAAAGUGGUUCAAAGGAUAUUGUUCCGGACGUGGUUGAUACUUCAGAUCCUGUUCAGACCAUGUUUAGUGAUAACGGGUCUGAACUAUGCUGGGCCAUGGGUUCAGAAUUACAGAAAUUCACAGUUGGCAUUGAAACACAAUUAGUGGAAGAAAUCCCUGGGACUGGGCAGCAUCUCACUUCUCAUGGGAAUCUGGAGAAAGAAAAAACAUCUCCAAUUGAUUCUGCUUUAGACGAAGUCCACUUCACAGAUAAGGACCAGGAGACCAUUGUGAUUCCAGAUAACUCUGAUAGAAAUGCUGCCACUAAUUAUCUUAGUAUUUCUUCCAAGACAGAGGUUGAAGCAUUGGAAGGUGCAAUUGACAAUGGGUACUUAGAUCCAGGAACUUCACCUGAUUCAGAAGUGAUCAACCUGAUUCCUGAUGGCCAAGUUGGUGCAAGGGUUCAGGAAGACUUGCAUGAUGUUGUUCAGGCUUCUUCCAAAGAUUCUGUUGCUGCUGCAGAUGUAACAAGUUCGAAUGUGCCUCUGCUGAAAAGCAAGAAAGGAAAGAAGAAAGAUAAGCUCUUUCAGGCAGGUAACUCUGAUGUGGAAGAUCGAUUGCCUUGUCAAGCAAGCCAAAGCAGAGCUAGAGUAACAGAAAAACAAGGAGAUGGGUGGAAAAUGGAAAAUGGCCUUUACUCUAGUGAAAAUUUGGUUUCAUCCAGCAGUGGAAUUGCUUCAAGCAACUUGUUGAGCUUUCAGGGGUGUUCUACCGAACUGUUGCCUCCUGUGGAAGACACUUUGAAUUUGAGUCUAGAUGGAUCAUCCGAAUCACAGAACUCUAAGAAAUUACUUCCUUCUACUAAAGCUAAGGGGCAUAAACUUCCCAAAAGUUCAAAAUCUGGUCGAGCAAGCAAGAGCAGGUCACAGUUCCUUGAUUCAGGGAGAAACCAAAGACGAAAUGCUUGUAGGCAGAAGGAAAGCCAACAAAAGUCAGCUAGAAAGAACGUAAACGAGGAGGGUGUUUGCAACCAUGUCUGCAAAGUUGAAAGUCACCAGGAAAUAGCUUAUGCAGUAGAAAAUCACGUAGUUGAUGAUAUUGGAGAAAUUGUUACUGCUGAAAAAACUGUCUCCAAAGACAUGUCUAACUUGGACAUGAUCCAAAAUGAGGUAGUGAGGCAGUAUUUACCACCACGGAUUGCUUGGGUGCGUUGUGAUGAUUGCUAUAAAUGGAGACGUAUAGCGGCUGCACUUGCAGAUUCCAUUGAAGAAACAAAUUGCAAAUGGAUCUGCAAGGACAACAUGGAUAAAGCAUUUGCUGACUGCUCAAUCCCUCAAGAGAAGUCAAAUGGAGAGAUUAAUGCUGAGUUGGAAAUAUCAGAUGCCUCAUGUGAAGAAGAUGUUUAUGAUGCCCAUUUAACUUCUAAGGAAUUUGGACAAAGGCGUUCAACAGUUACCCAAUCAUCAUCUUGGAUGCUGAUUAGGUCUAAUUUAUUUCUGCACCGUAGCCGCAGAACUCAAACUAUUGAUGAGGUAAUGGUUUGCCACUGCAAAAGACCUGUAGAAGGCCGUUUCGGUUGUGGAGAUGAAUGCCUGAAUCGAAUGCUUAACAUUGAAUGUGUUCAAGGGACCUGCCCAUGUGGGGAUCUCUGUUCAAAUCAACAGUUCCAGAAACGUGGUUAUGCCAAAUUGAAGUGGUUCAAGUGUGGGAAGAAGGGUUAUGGGCUGCAGUUGCAACAAGAUAUUUCUCAAGGGCAGUUUCUUAUUGAAUAUGUUGGAGAGGUGCUUGAUUUGCAAACAUACGAAGCACGACAAAAGGAGUAUGCUUCUAGGGGUCAUAAGCAUUUCUACUUCAUGACAUUGAAUGGCAGUGAGGUAAUAGAUGCAUGCGCAAAAGGAAAUUUGGGGCGUUUCAUCAACCAUAGUUGUGAUCCUAACUGCCGCACAGAAAAGUGGAUGGUGAAUGGAGAAAUUUGUAUUGGACUAUUUGCAUUAAGGGAUAUAAAAAAGGGUGAAGAGGUGACAUUUGAUUACAACUAUGUGAGGGUGUUUGGUGCUGCCGCCAAAAAGUGUGUCUGUGGUUCACCACAAUGUCGGGGCUAUAUAGGUGGAGAUCCACUUAGCACCGAAGUAAUUGUUCAAGGUGACUCAGAUGAAGAAUAUCCUGAACCUGUGAUGGUCAAUGAAGAUGGUGAAACUGCUGAUAGCUUUGACAAUACAAUAUCUACAACCAGUUCCUUUGAUGCUGCAGAAAUUCAAAGUAAGGCUUUUUCAAAAAAUAAAUUGGACAACUUCAAAACUGCUGUACAACAAUUAGUGGUUGGACCUGCAAUUUCAGAAUCACAGGCAUCCUUGGAGAUGGUCAACUCAAUUGGAAAGUUAGCUCCUGUUCAAUCAGUUAAAGUUUCUGUGCAAACAGAAGAUUUAAUGAAUAAACCCAUAACUGCUAUUCAGCAAAAAAUUCCCAUGGAAGAAGAGACUACAAGCAAGCCUUUGUGCUCUGAUCAGAGGCUUGAUUGGCCUUUGACUCGGAUGCUUAAUAAAGCAUCAUCUGAUUCUGCUGAUGCUAAUGUAUCCAAAUCUGAAACCCCUGAAGAGAAGCAAGUUUGUUCAAAAUCGCGUCUUGUCAUGAAAGCUUCUCGUUCAUCUAGUUCAGUUAAAAGGGGAAAAUCUAAUAGUAAUCCUGUGAAUGCCAACAAGCCUCCUGGUAUUGGCAACAAAACUCAGGUUUUGUCCAACAAGCCCAAAAAAUUAUUGGAUGGUUCUGCUAAUGCCCGUUUUGAAGCAGUUCAGGAGAAACUCAAUGAGUUGCUAGAUGCUAAUGGAGGAAUAAGCAAAAGGAAAGAUUCAUCUAAAGGAUACUUGAAGCUUUUGCUCCUCACUGUAGCAUCAGGUGACAACGGCAAUCGUGAAGCAAUUCAGAGCACGCGAGAUCUUUCAAUGAUCCUUGAUGCACUCUUGAAAACAAAAUCUCGAGUUGUCUUGGUUGAUAUUCUUAACAAAAAUGGUUUGCGGAUGCUGCACAAUAUAAUGAAGCAGUAUAGCAGGGAAUUCAUUAAGAUUCCUGUUCUUCGCAAGCUUCUGAAGGUCUUAGAGUAUUUGGCACUGAGGGGGAUACUUACCUUGGAACAUAUUAAUGGAGGUCCUCCUUGUCCUGGAAUGGAGAGUUUUAGAGAUUCAAUGUUGACACUGACUGAGCACAAUGACAAACAGGUCCAUCAAAUUGCACGAAGCUUCCGGGAUCGGUGGAUUCCUAGACCUGUCAGAAAAAUUAGCUGCAUGGAUAGGGAUGAUGGCAGGAUGGAAUUCCACAGGGGUUCAAACUGCAGCCGUUUUUCAUCACAACACAAUUAUUGGCGUGAGCAGGUUGGGAGACCUACAGAAGCAAUAGAUUGUGUGAAGCAGUCAAUGCUUGUAACAACUCCUGUUGAUGCUUGUGUCCAGGAGGAAAGCUCUGCACCUGGUUUUGGUGGUAGUGCAACGAAUGGGACAAACACAAGGAAACGUAAAAGCCGAUGGGAUCAGCCAAUAGAGGCACACCCAGAUCCAAGAUUCCAUCCGCACAAGGAGCAAAAAGUUCAUCCUAAUUUGCUACAAAGUUUUGGAUCGAUUCCACAACCUGGGAUAAGUGAAAUGGUUCUAGAUCAUACAAAUGGCAUAAGCAGGAUGGACAAAGAUUGCCCUGGCUUUGUUCACAAUCACCCUCAGCAAGAUCAAGCAGAGGAGGAGGAGGAUGAACGGCAGAACUUGCAUGAGGAUGUUCCUCCUGGGUUUGCGUACCCUCUCAACACUCCUCUGUUUUCAUCUAAUGCUUCUUCAGCCUCUGCUGAUCUGGCCCAGCAAACUGUCAGCCAUUCAAACAGCACUUUUGAAGUGGCUGGGGGGCAUCCACAGAAGAGAUUCAAUUCUUGCUUGCCUGUUUCCUAUGGAAUUCCAUUGUCCAUUGUUCAACAGUUUGGGACUCCCCAGGGAGAAACUAUGCAAAGUUGGGUUGUUGCUCCAGGCAUGCCUUUCCAUCCUUUUCCACCAUUGCCCCCAUAUCCCCGGGACAGGAGAGAUCCUCCAUCUCAGACUGUUAAUCCCAUAACCAGAAAUCAACCAGGAGAAGAGCAACAAAACUGCCAUGGUUCUGCAUCUUGUCAUACAGAUCAAAGCACUCCAAGCACAUCUGGUGCCAGUCCACCUGAUGUGAAUGUUCCUUGUGCAAACAACCAACAUGUGUUUAAACGAGUGAAGAACAAUUCAUAUGAUUUGGGAAGGAAGUACUUCCGUCAGCAGAAAUGGAAUAAUUCAAAAGUAAGAUCCCCAUGGCAUCGGAAAUGGAAUAGUUGGGGAUUCAUGGCGAACAAUGCAAGAAAUGGGGUGUGCAGUAUAGGCAUAGGGAAUUUAGCAAAUGAGCCCAAGGGUCCAUAUUGUUCAGAGGAUGUUAGCAAUAGAGUGGAGAAUGCUGGCAAUACUUCUUAUCAGCAUCCACAACAUCAAAAUCAGCAUUGAUUCAUAGGAAAUUAUCUUACAAGCGACUGGAUUUUCUUCUAUACCUACUUCAAUGUACUUCCAAUUCUUUUGUUUCCCCGGUUCCAUUCUCAAUGAAAAUUUCAUUCAAUUCCAGAUUUUCGGCCCUCGUAAUCAAGUCCAUACUAAUAGGUGGGGCCAAGAGUUACUUCCACUGGCAGUAUGCUCACUGGGAUAUUGAUCCAUUCGGCCUCACCUCAAGAGGUAGGUUUUCUUGUCUAUUGUUAAUUUCUAACAGAAAGUUAAAAGGCUAACACAUGUUUCAAGUUUGAAUAAGACAUGAGCCAAUUUUUCUUGAUGUUUUACAGUUUUACUAGAUUGAGUGCAUGUGUUAAUUCUUUAUUCGAUGGGCAUUGUUCUUGAUGAAUUGUGAUUUAUUCAAUGAUAUUGGAAAACUGAUUUACAUGUU
Vitis riparia (riverbank grape) is the source of this 7763-nucleotide messenger RNA. RefSeq lists its product as uncharacterized. Gene Ontology annotation, biological process: regulation of DNA-templated transcription. The transcript is spliced from 18 exons. Gene Ontology annotation, cellular component: nucleus; chromatin. Bases 470 to 7336 code for a protein of 2288 amino acids. The record is from RefSeq and is a predicted model, not a curated record. Lineage: Eukaryota; Viridiplantae; Streptophyta; Magnoliopsida; Vitales; Vitaceae. Gene Ontology annotation, molecular function: protein binding; zinc ion binding; histone H3K36 methyltransferase activity.